Messenger RNA from Oncorhynchus kisutch (coho salmon), 2514 nucleotides. RefSeq names its product monocarboxylate transporter 4. Gene Ontology annotation, molecular function: lactate:proton symporter activity. Bases 472 to 1881 code for a protein of 469 amino acids. The transcript is spliced from 7 exons. NCBI's taxonomy places the organism in Eukaryota, Metazoa, Chordata, Actinopteri, Salmoniformes, Salmonidae. The record is from RefSeq and is a predicted model, not a curated record. Gene Ontology annotation, cellular component: basolateral plasma membrane. Gene Ontology annotation, biological process: transmembrane transport; monocarboxylic acid transport.
AAACUAUACCAUGAAUUCCAAGGAACUGUCUGUAUAUCUCAGAUGGAAUUGUGAUGAGGCAUAUAUCUGGGAAAGGGUAUAAAACUAUUUUUAGAGUUGAAAGUUUCAGAGAACACAGUGGUGUCCAUUGGGAAAUUGAAAAAAUAUGGAACACAGGCUCUGCCUAGAGCUGUCCGUCUGACCAAAUUGAGCAACCGGGCAAGAAGGACCUUGGUCAGGGAGGUGACCAAGAACCAUAUGACCACUCUGACAGAACUACAGAGUUUCUUGGCUGAGAUAGGAGAACCUGCAAGAAAGACAAGUCUCUACAGCGCUUCACCAAUCUGGGCUUUACGGUAGAGUACCCAGAAGAAGCCACUCCUGUGAAAAAGCACAUGACCGCACGCCUGGAGUAUGCAGAAAGACCGAUCAUAAGUUCUGACCCAAGUUGACGGAACAGACGGUUGAGGGAAUCUCCUAGCAGAGAGGAUCAUGGGAGGAGCCGUGGUAGAUGAUGAGCCUAGUGAUGUCAAGGCACCAGACGGAGGGUGGGGCUGGGCAGUGCUCGCCGGGGGGUUCGUCAUCACUGGGUUCUCCUACGCCUUCCCCAAGGCCGUCAGUGUGUUCUUCAAGGAGUUGAUCAGGGAGUUCGGAGUGGGAUACAGCGACUGUGCAUGGAUUUCUUCUAUACUGUUGGCCAUGCUCUACGGCACAGGUCCACUGUGCAGUGUGCUGGUGAACAAGUUUGGGUGUCGGCCAGUGAUGAUGGUGGGAGGGCUCUUUGCCUCCUUGGGAAUGGUCCUGGCCUCCUUGGCCACCAGUAUCAUACACAUCUACAUCUGUACUGGAGUUAUAACAGGUCUUGGCCUGGCGCUGAACUUCCAGCCGUCUCUGAUCAUGCUGAAUCGUUACUUUAGUGAGAAGAGGCCUCUAGCUAAUGGACUAUCUGCUGCUGGGAGCCCUGUGGCCCUCUGCUGCCUCUCUCCUCUGGGACAGGUGCUGCAGUACCACUAUGGCUGGAGAGGCGGCUUCCUUAUCCUGGGGGGCCUGCUGCUCAACUGCUGCGCCUGUGGGGCCCUGAUGAGGCCCCUGGUGGGCCCCAAGAAACCCCAGGACCAGGAGUUGCAGGCUGUGGGCGAAGCAGAAAGAAAGCUCAAGCCUAAGAAAAAGCUCCUGGAUUUUAGUGUAUUUAAAGACAGAGGUUUCCUCAUCUAUGCCAUAGCUGCGUCCAUCAUGGUACUGGGCCUUUUUGUGCCGCCCGUGUUUGUGGUGAGCUAUGCCAAGGAGAUGGGGAAUGAAGACACCAAGUCUGCCCUCCUCCUCACCAUCCUGGGGUUCAUCGAUAUCUUCGCCCGCCCCACAUGUGGGCUGAUUGCGGGGAUGAAGUGGGUCCGGCCUAGAUGUGUGUAUCUCUUCAGCUUCGCCAUACUCUUUAAUGGCAUUACCGAUGUGAUCAGCUCACAGGCGACAGACUACCCUGGUCUGGUGGUGUUCUGUAUCUUCUUCGGGCUCUCUUACGGGAUGGUGGGGGCGCUGCAGUUCGAGGUUCUCAUGGCCAUCGUGGGCACAAAGAAGUUCUCCAGCGCUUUAGGGCUGGUGUUGCUCAUGGAGGCUAUCGCUGUGCUGGUGGGACCGCCUGGAGCAGGUCGUCUGCUGGACGCCACACAUAACUACAUGUACGUGUUCCUGCUGGCUGGCUGUGAGGUCAUUCUGGCCUCCAUCGUCAUCUGCAUGGGCAACUUCCUGUGCAUCAAGAAGAAGCCAGAUGAGCCUGAGGCCCAUCUAGAGAAUGGAGCCCCCAUAGAGAUGGAUAAGCUCAACAGCCUGCUGGAGGCGGAGGGAGGAGAGCAUGAGAGGGCGCAGCCGGCGGGGGUGAGCGGUGGCGCCGCCGAGGCAAAAUAGGGAGUGGAAAAGAAUUGAGGGGUGGGAAACCCAGAGACAGCUCUGUGAUGGAGAGAGAAGGGAUAUUUGUUAAUUGAUUUUUAGAGCGACUGACAAGCUUUUAUUAAACACUACCAAUAGGGACGAACAUAAGAAUACACACGCUGGCGGAGGGAGGGAUGAAGAGAAGGAUGGAUUGCAUUGUGCUGUACAUGUGUUGUAUGCUUUAAUAUACACAGCAAAUUGGCCAGUGUUACCUAGUGUUUUUUCAGGGUAACAUUUUUGUUUUGAUUCUGGAGUAAAAUUAACUCUAAGGGUUAAAUUGACACUGAGUGGUGUAAUAGAACCUCAGUGUCUGUUAAUAACCGAUGUUGUGAACCAAAACCACAGCCUUCAUGUUUCCCAGCAUGCUCAAUGCAGGUGAUUUAAAAAAUAGAUUUUUUUGCGGGGGGGGGGGGGGGGGUUGUACAUUGAUUAAUGUUGUGCUACUCAAAUAUAAAUUCCAUACAUUUUUCUAAACUAAUCCAAUGUGUUACUUGGAUGUAUUGCACACAUUACUGAAAUGGUUGUCCAGUUUAAAUGCUUUCGAUACGCUCAUAUUUUAGUCUUCCCAACCCUGGCAGUCAUUCUGAAUAAAAGUUGAGUGAAUACAAA